GUCGGGAUGAGUCCUUCCGCCGGAAGCGGCGCGGUGAGGCGAGAGGGACGGCGGGGCGGCCGCAACCAUGAACAUCCGGAACGCGCGGCCCGAGGAUCUGAUGAACAUGCAACACUGCAACCUGCUCUGCCUGCCCGAGAACUACCAGAUGAAAUAUUACUUCUACCACGGGCUCUCCUGGCCCCAGCUCUCCUACAUCGCCGAAGACGAGAAUGGAAAAAUCGUGGGUUACGUCCUGGCCAAGAUGGAGGAGGACCCUGAUGACGUCCCCCACGGGCACAUCACGUCCCUGGCAGUGAAGAGAUCCCACCGCCGCCUGGGGCUGGCGCAGAAGCUGAUGGACCAGGCGUCCCGUGCCAUGAUCGAGAACUUCAACGCCAAAUACGUCUCCCUCCACGUCCGCAAGAGCAACCGGGCGGCUCUGCACCUCUACUCCAACACUCUCAAUUUUCAGAUCAGCGAGGUGGAGCCCAAAUACUACGCAGACGGGGAGGACGCCUACGCCAUGAAGCGGGACCUCACCCAAAUGGCAGAUGAGUUGCGGAAGCAGGUGGAGCAGAAGGAGCGUGGCCGCCCCCCGGUUCCUGCUGAGCCCCCCCGGAGUGGGGAGGGGGUUUGCGGUGGGGGGGGCCCCCCCCAACCUCCGGCGGUGCCCCCCCCUCCGGAAGACGGCGGGGCAGACAGCAAAGAUGUCAGCGAGGUGAGCGAGACCACCGAAAGCACCGACGUCAAAGACAGCUCCGAGGCCUCAGACUCUGCUUCAUAGAGGGGGGGCCCCCCCCCCCCCCAAAACCCCUGGGGACCCCCCUGGGACCCCCCCUUGGUGCUGGGGAGGGGG
This is a messenger RNA of Grus americana (Whooping crane), 838 nucleotides long. RefSeq names its product N-alpha-acetyltransferase 10, NatA catalytic subunit (gene NAA10). Gene Ontology annotation, cellular component: NatA complex. The record is from RefSeq and is a predicted model, not a curated record. Gene Ontology annotation, molecular function: protein N-terminal-serine acetyltransferase activity; protein-N-terminal-glutamate acetyltransferase activity. NCBI's taxonomy places the organism in Eukaryota, Metazoa, Chordata, Aves, Gruiformes, Gruidae. The transcript has 8 exons. Gene Ontology annotation, biological process: N-terminal peptidyl-glutamic acid acetylation. Bases 68 to 766 code for a protein of 232 amino acids.